This is a messenger RNA of Capsella rubella, 2672 nucleotides long. RefSeq names its product protein ROOT PRIMORDIUM DEFECTIVE 1. The record is from RefSeq and is a predicted model, not a curated record. Gene Ontology annotation, molecular function: RNA binding. The coding region runs from base 492 to 1766 and encodes 424 amino acids. Lineage: Eukaryota; Viridiplantae; Streptophyta; Magnoliopsida; Brassicales; Brassicaceae. The transcript has a single exon.
CUCAGAUGUAGCAAAACCCUGACGAAGAAAAGCAAUGGACUUGCUCAAAACCCAGAAACGAGAAUGGUGGCUCCGUGACUGCAGCGAAUCCAAUCCGUAAAACCCACUUCGACAUCUACAAUGUAAAGCUCAUUCCUUUACCAGCAAUGGCGGAAUCGUGUGGAAUCGAGCGUUUCUGUGUUCCAUUUGAUAGUCGGAAUCGAGGGGGAAGGGUUCGUGUUUUGAUACAAAACAUAUCUCAAACGGUUUCGUUUAAUAUGAAACCGUCCGGUUCAAUAGAAACCGUUCGGUUCGUUAAUUUUAGCUCAAUCUAAAACUUGUUUGUUGAUUGUUGCUGAUCUUGCUCCCUCUCCGCCGCUCUCUUGCUCUCUCUACCAAGAACUUUUACUGUUACCGAAACCCAAACUUGAGAAAUGGCCUCUGGAGAAAUGGUGAUCUAUGUUAAUGUUUGAAAAGUGUUUCCUUUUUCCCCAAAUUUACAGUGGUUAGAUAUGAAUUCUCUAAAAUCUUUGAGGUACAGUAGCAUCAGAGAAGCUUUAACUCAUCAAAAUCCAAUAAAGUCUUCAUCUUUAUGUCCCCUUUACUUGUACAAUCAGAGAAGAUGGUUAAAGCCUGUAGAUUCAGCGCAGACUAGGUUAGAGAAUCGAACGAGAGAUCAUAAGUUAGACAAACUCAUUGCUCAGAUUAGGAAGCAAAACGUCAUACUCGAGAUUUCUAAACUCAUGUCUUGCAAAAAGCGUGGUCCUUUUGUGUCUUUGCAGCUUAUGUCUCGAUGGAAGAAUCUGGUUGGUUUGAAUGUAAAUGUUGGAGCUUUUGUUGGUAAGUAUCCUCAUGCUUUUGAGAUCUUUACACAUCCCUUUAGGAAGAAUCUGUGUUGUAAGAUUACUGAGAAGUUGAAGGGAUUGGUUGAUGAGGAAGAGAAUGUGAUUAGAGAGUGUGAGGUUGAUGCUGUGAGACGGAUAAAGAAGUUGUUGUUGAUGUCGAGAAAUGGUGUUCUUCGUGUACAUGCUUUGAGGUUGAUUAGAAGGGAAUUGGGUUUACCUGAGGAUUUUCGAGAUUCGAUUUUGGCUAAGUAUACUUCAGAUUUCAGGUUAAUUGAUUUGGAGACUUUAGAGUUAGUUAAUGGAGAUGGUGAUGAUGAGAGUUUGUGUGUGGCAAAAGUUGAGGAGUGGAGAGAAGUUGAAUACAGAGAGAAAUGGUUGAGUGAGUUUGAGACGAAUUAUGCGUUUCCGAUUCAUCUUCCGACAGGGUUCAAGAUUGAGAAAGGAUUCAGAGAAGGGCUAAAGAAUUGGCAAAGGAUACCUUAUGUGAAGCCUUACGAGAGAAAGGAGAUUUCUCGAGGGUUAGAGAGAUUUGAGAAGCGAGUGGUUGCAGUUAUCCAUGAGCUUCUGAGCUUAACGGUAGAGAAAAUGGUUGAAGUCGAAAGAUUAGCUCAUUUCCGAAAGGAUCUUGGAAUUGAAGUAAACGUGAGGGAAGUAAUAUUGAAACAUCCUGGGAUUUUCUAUGUAUCGACGAAAGGAAGUACGCAGACUUUGUUUCUGAGAGAAGCUUAUAGCAAAGGCUGUUUGAUUGAGCCAAAUCCGAUAUACAAUGUGCGGAGGAAAAUGCUGGAUCUUGUGUUAUUGAAAACGCGUCAUUCGAGAAAAUUGUUACAAACGGAGGGUGAAACUCAUGAAGAAGAGAAGAGGGAUGUUUUGAUUGGUUCUGAUGAAGAUUGGGAAGGAGAGAGAGAUGGAGAUUGGGUCUUACCAAUUCUGGGGAAAUGAAGUUUGUGCAAAAAGUACCAUUCAAUUCCCAAAGUGUAUCAGGUUGGAGUUGUUUGUGAAUUAGAUGAUCCUCUCUCAAAUCGUCCCCUGAAGACUCUCGGAUGUCAACAAAUCCUUCAGUGAGUAGUAAAGGUUUUAUCCACCAGCUGGUAGCCGUGAUUUGCUCAUUGAAGGUAUGUUAAAUGCUGGCUACUUGGAAUCUGCUAAAGAAAUGGUGAGUAAGAUGACCGAAGGAGGGUUUGUUCCUGAUAUUCAAACUUUUAAUACUCUGAUUGAAGCUAUAUCUAACUCAGGGGAAGGUUAAUUUUGCAUUGAGAUGUAUUGUACUGCUUGCAAGUUAGGUCUUUGUGUAGCUAACGACACUUACAAGAUACUUACACCUGCGGUUUCAAAGAUGGAAAGAUUGAUGAGGCGUUCUGUUGCUGAACAAUUGUGUGGAGAUGUGCGUUUCCGAGUUUGUAUGCUCCAAUAACUAAGGAAAUGUGUAGAAAUGGGUUGUUUGAUGAUGCCUUUAGCUUUUUCAGUGACAUGAAGGGGAAGCUCAUCCACCUAACAGGCUGGUUUACACAAUGCUGAUUACAAUGUGUGGUCGUGGCUGGAAAUGCGUGGAUGCAGCUAUAAUAACUUGGUUGAGAUGACAGAUGGGGUUGGUUCCGAUAUCAAGACUGAUGGGUUGAAGAAUAGAACAUUUAGAAGUUCAGCUUAGAGGAGUUUGAUAUUUCUAAACUUAGAAGGGCUUUUGAGGUCUCUCCUACGCUCUGAUACUUAGGAUUCUGUAGAAUAUUCAGCUCAUUUUUCAUAAGCUUGUCUAACUGUUGUUGGUUAGGUUACACUUGGGUUUGGGUAGGUUAGCUGGUCUCGAGACUAGUUUCUUUCCAGGAAAAAAGGCGAGAUAGAAAUUACACA